Molecule: messenger RNA, 1491 nt
Organism: Lotus japonicus
Lineage: Eukaryota; Viridiplantae; Streptophyta; Magnoliopsida; Fabales; Fabaceae
Product: soyasapogenol B glucuronide galactosyltransferase-like
Exons: 1
Coding region: 1-1491 (496 amino acids)
Molecular function (GO): UDP-glycosyltransferase activity
Source: RefSeq, a predicted model, not a curated record
AUGAAGAUAGAGUCUCAACCGCACCAACUCCAUGUCAUUUUUCUGCCACAUUUAACCCCUGGCCAUAUGAACCCCAUGGUAGAUACAGCAAGGAUAUUUGCCAAACAUGGAGUUAGUGCUACCAUCAUCACUACCCCAGCUAAUGCUUUGACAUUCCAGAAAGUUAUAGACAGUGACUUCUCCUCUGGAUAUCCCAUCAGAACUAGUUUGGUUCAAUUCCCUGCAGCCCAAGUUGGUCUCCCUGAAGGGGUUGAAAACAUCAAAGCUGGAACUUCCUUAGAAAUGCUGGGUAAAAUCAGUCAUGGAAUAAUAAUGCUUAAAGAUCAAAUAGAGCUCUUGUUCCAGGAUCUGCAACCGGAUUGUAUAGUCACAGACAUGUUUUAUCCUUGGACGGUGGAAUCCGCUGCAAGGCUAGGAAUCCCAAGGCUGUACUAUUACUCCUCAAGCUACUUCUCAAGCUGUGCUGCUCAUUCUAUCAGGAAGCAUAAGCCUCAUGAGGGGCUAGUUUCUGAUGCCCAGAAGUUUUCAAUUCCUGGCCUUCCACAUAACAUAGAGAUUACCGCUCUGCAGCUAGAAGAAUGGGUAAGAACUGAGGAUGAAUUCACAGAUUAUUUGAAUGCAAUAUAUGAAACAGAGAGCAGAAGCUAUGGAACAUUGUACAAUAGCUUUCAUGAACUUGAAAGUGAUUAUGAGCAACUUUACAAGAGCACAAUGGGGAUCAAAGCCUGGAGCAUAGGACCAGUUUCAGCAUGGGUUAACAAGGAAAGGGGACAAAAUGGAGACCUUGCAGUAGAGUCAGGAUGGCUGAAUUGGCUUAACUCAAAGCAAGAUAGUUCUGUGUUGUAUGUUAGUUUUGGAAGCCUAACCAGGCUCACUCAAGCUCAGAUUGUUGAAAUUGCUCAUGGGCUUGAAAAUUCAGGUCAUGAUUUCAUAUGGGUUGUUAGGAAAAAGGGUGAAGAUGAUGAAGGAGAGAGCUUCCUGCUAGAUUUUGAGCAAAGGAUGAACGAAAGCAACAAGGGCUAUAUCAUAUGGAACUGGGCACCACAGCUUCUCAUAUUGGACAACCCUGCAAUAGGAGGAGUUGUGACUCACUGUGGUUGGAACUCAAUUCUUGAAAGCUUGAAUGCUGGUUUGCCGAUGGUCACAUGGCCUAUGUUUGCAGAGCAAUUUUACAAUGAGAAGUUUCUAGCUGAAGUCCUGGAAAUUGGAGUCCCAGUUGGAUCGAAAAAGAACAAACUUUGGACAACCGCCGGUGAGGAUGCGGAGGUGAGAAGGGAAGACAUUGCAAAGGCUGUUGCGCUGUUGAUGGGAAGUGAUGAAGAGAGCAGGGAAAUGAGGAGGAAAGCAAGAAAACUUGGUGAUGCUUCCAAGAAGACUAUAGAGGAGGGAGGAUCCUCUUACAAAAACUUGAUGCAGUUGAUAGAUGAGCUAAAGUCAUUGAAGGCAUCAAGAGUACUUGAGAAAAACGAGAUAAAUGAAAAUGAAGACUAG